Messenger RNA from Mangifera indica (mango), 2631 nucleotides. RefSeq names its product LON peptidase N-terminal domain and RING finger protein 3-like. The record is from RefSeq and is a predicted model, not a curated record. Gene Ontology annotation, molecular function: protein binding. Lineage: Eukaryota; Viridiplantae; Streptophyta; Magnoliopsida; Sapindales; Anacardiaceae.
UUCUACGUGAUUCACAAAUAAAUGCUUUCUGAUGAAGCGCAAGCGCUGGCUCCGAGCCAAGAAACCGUGGCCUCUUCUUUCUGUCUUCCACGUUAAUCGAAAGACAACUUCUUUUACUUAGUUGAAAAGUGAUUUGGCUGCUGGCUUUUGUAGGGAAGCGCUUCUCUCAGCCUCGACGGUUGCCGUUUCAAGAAAUCCAGACGGCUUUAUUUUUAAUUUAAUAUUUAAAUUCCCUGGUUGUCUUCCCUGACGUACAGCUCAGAAACUCGUCAAACUAAAUCGGUAUUUUUUUAAUUAGGAAAAUUAAACGUGCGCGUUUCGAAACCGAUAUAUAACUGUAAACAAAUCGACAACACUCACUGCAUUUUCUACCUAUAGCCAAUGAAAAUAUCACACGUGGAAAUUUGACCAGCUGACUCCAUUUCAACCAGUCGUACAUUUACAAUAAUAGGCAGGUAAACAGAGAAUCUUUUCCCUUCUGAUAAUUUAAACUUUUUGUGAAGAAUCAACCGAAUCUUGCUGUGCCACCAAAGUGCUAGCUCACAGAGUCACAGUGCAGUCCAGUCCCUAGAUUCUACUUUAAUGUUUAUAGAAAAGGAAAAAAGAGAAAUAAAUAGAAAGGGUGAAAUUAUUGAAAGGUCUAAGCGGAGAGAACACGUAGUGGAAUUUGGUCCGUUUUUAAGUAACCAAGGAUAGAGAAGAACACGAUGCCUAGAUUAUUCUCCUCGAAUUAUCUUUAUUUGGCUACUGAAUUUCGCCGAUAAAUUGAUUGUUUUCUUAAGAAUCUUUUCAAUGUCGGGCGAAACGUCGUCAUCUAGCUUUACUCUAGAGGCAAUCAGCGAUGUCGAUGACUACAUUUGGGCAAAUGAAGGAGAGAGAUCAUUGCCAUGGGAUACAUACAGUCAUGUUUUUGAUUUGGUGAGAAAUGGAAACCAUGCAUUCCGAGAGAGUCAUUUUGAACAGGCAAUCGAUAAUUACUCAAGAGCCAAUAACAUCAAACCCAAUGACCCUAUUAUUCUGGGCAACAGAUGUUCUACUUAUAUGAGAAUUAGUCAAUUCUUGAAGCAUAGACCUCCAUCAGCUUCUGAGUCUAGACCACUGAAUGGGUUGGAUCCAACAAUACAUGCUGAGCUUGCUUUAAAGGAUGCUGAGAAGCUUCUGAACUGCCAGAGUAAUUUAGUAAAACCAUACAUUCUGAAGGCCAAUGCACUUAUUUUGUUGGAAAGAUAUGAGAUGGCUUGGGAUGUAAUUCUUUCAGGUCUUCAGGUUGAUCCCUUUAGCAAGUCUCUCCAGGCUUCUCUACAAAAUUUGGAGAGGACAACAACCGGUGAUAGGAGGAGAAAUCAUGGGAGACCUGAUCGUACAGAUGAUUUUGAUUGCACAUUGUGUCUGAAGUUAUUGUAUGAACCUAUCACAACUCCUUGUGGACAUUCCUUUUGCCGAUCAUGUCUAUUUCAGUCAAUGGAUCGCGGUAACAAAUGUCCGUUGUGCCGAACAGUUCUCUUUAUUAGUCCUAGGACAUGUGCAAUCAGUGUGACACUAUGCAACAUUAUAGAAAAGAAUUUCCCUGAGGAAUUUGCUGAAAGGAAGGCAGAGCAUGAUAGUUUAAGUAACCUUGGCGUUGAUUUGAUACCUCUCUUUGUUAUGGAUGUUGUCAUCCCAUGUCAGAAAUUUCCUCUCCACAUUUUUGAACCUCGGUACAGACUUAUGGUGAGGCGAGUAAUGGAAGGUAAUCAUCGAAUGGGAAUGGUCAUUAUCGAUCCCACUACAGGUUCUGUAGCUGAAUUUGCUUGUGAAGUGGAGAUUACUGAGUGUGAGCCACUUCCAGAUGGAAGGUUUCUUCUUGAGAUUGAAAGUCGCCGAAGGUUUCAAAUUCUACGAUCUUGGGAUCAAGAUGGGUAUCGGGUAGCAGAGGUUGAUUGGGUGCAGGAUAUAAAUGCAGAACCUAGAGCAAAUUUACAGGAACUGACCAAUAAUGCAGCAAGAUUUGCACAGUUAUAUUUAAGGAGGAAAAAAGGAGCAGCACGACAAGAUCGAAGAAGGCUCGAGAAACUCCUUAAUAUAGAAGUGAUGAUGCCCAGUCCACAAGAUCCUGAGCGCUUUAGUUUCUGGCUUGCUACCUUAACAGAUCGGAGACCUUUAGAAAGACUGGAACUCCUGUGCAUUCGAGAUACAAACGAGAGGUUGAGACGCGGACUGAUAUAUCUGAGAGCUGAAGAUCAAGGCUGCAGAGUGCAAUGAGGAGUAAUUCUUUUACAGAUUUCAUUUUAUAAGAAAAAAAGCAAAAUGUCUAAAUUCAAUACAAGUAAUUAAAUAUUCUUUGGAUUUGGAAAGAGGCAUUUUUCCCAGCAUAGAAGAAGUGUACAUGCUGACAUGAUACGUAUAGCUAUACGAAGAGAUGUAAGAAAAUGAGUUGUAACAUGGUUAUAAUCAGACCUUGUAAUGUGUUGCUGCAAGUUGGAUUUUCAAAGUUAUGUUAGGUAUCAUGCAGAGCUUGUUGUAGCCAGUAGUAUCAUAUAUUCUUUUGGUCCACCUGGUAAACUUUGUGGAUCCCUAUUUUUGUUGUAACAUAAACAAUUUGUACACAAAUUCAUCAACGGCAACCAACAGCAAUUUAUUGUUUUGGAGAAA